Messenger RNA from Myxocyprinus asiaticus (Chinese sucker), 2016 nucleotides. RefSeq names its product thyrotropin-releasing hormone receptor-like. The record is from RefSeq and is a predicted model, not a curated record. Gene Ontology annotation, biological process: phospholipase C-activating G protein-coupled receptor signaling pathway. The coding region runs from base 37 to 1236 and encodes 399 amino acids. NCBI's taxonomy places the organism in Eukaryota, Metazoa, Chordata, Actinopteri, Cypriniformes, Catostomidae. The transcript is spliced from 2 exons. Gene Ontology annotation, molecular function: thyrotropin-releasing hormone receptor activity. Gene Ontology annotation, cellular component: membrane.
UUCAUACCUUUCCAGUUAUUUGGAGAUAUCUUAAGAAUGGAGAACUCCACGGUGUCCAAUGAGACUUUGGAAACUUGGACUGACCACAGUGUCGAAUACAAAGUGAUAAGCGUCCUCAUAGUUUUCCUUAUAUGCGCCCUGGGGAUAGUUGGAAACGUGAUGGUCAUCCUGGUGGUCCUCACGACCAAGCACAUGCGGACCCCUACCAACGGUUAUCUGGUGAGUUUGGCCGUCGCUGACCUGAUGGUGUUGAUCGCAGCCGGUCUACCGAGCACAGCGGACAGUUUGUUCGGUUCUUGGAUUUUUGGGCACCCGGGGUGCCUGUGCAUCACAUACUUCCAAUAUCUUGGAAUAAACGCAUCCUCGUGUUCCAUAACAGCGUUCACUAUAGAGCGAUACAUCGCCAUUUGUCACCCGAUCAAAGCGCAGUUUUUAUGUACGCUCUCACGGGCGAAGAAGAUCAUUCUUGGAGUUUGGGGUUUUACCUCGCUUUACUGUGUAAUGUGGUUUUACCUGUCCGAUAUCCAACAGGUGGUCUACAAGGAUGUGACUAUAGUAACUUGCGCGUACAAAGUGUCCAGAAACCUUUACCUCCCCAUAUAUUUUUUCGACUUUGGCAUCUUCUUUGUUCUGCCUCUCACCCUGGCCACUGUCUUGUAUGGUCUCAUUGCGCGAAUUUUGUUUCUCAAUCCGUUACCGUCGGACCCCAAAGAUGACAAGAAUGGGCAUGACAACUUUUCCAAAGCGAAGAAGAACAAGAUGAAGAAUUCUAGCCGCUGCUCCAGCACAACUGCAGCAUCCCGAAGACAGGUUACAAAAAUGCUGGCUGUGGUGGUUAUUCUGUUUGCUCUACUUUGGAUGCCAUACCGCACACUGGUGGUGGUCAACUCCUUCCUGCCAGAGGCCUACCUUGACACCUGGUUUUUGCUGUUCUGCCGCACUUGUGUAUACCUCAACAGCGCCAUUAAUCCUCUCAUCUACAACGCCAUGUCACAAAAGUUCCGCGCUGCCUUCAGGAGGCUCUGCCGCUGCGGAAUCAAUGCUCAGGCACAGAAGGCAGCUUAUAGCGUGACAUUAACCUACAGUGUUGCUAAGGAAACAUCAAUGGUAGAGAGCAUGGGGCAUUUUUCAACCGAGAUAGAUGACUUGACACCAUCAGAAGAGCUGUUUCCUGAUAAGAAGCUUCUGUAUCCACAGAACUGUGACUUUAGAAAGGAGACUUUCAGUCAGGCCUGAUAUUCUUUUAACAGCUACACAAACACAAGUUUCCCGUUAUCUUUAUGCUCAAAAAGUCAUGCCCAACACAGUCAAAUUCAUCUUACUGUCUUAUCAACUUGCCAAGCAGUUCCUUACAAACAGAGAGGUUGAAAUUAAAUCAGUAUUACAUAAGUUCCAUGGUUGCAUUCUUUGCUAGUUUUUGUGCUAUAAUUAAAAGCACAAUGUAUUGCAUAUGUACUGCAGGGAAAAGUAAAUAUUGAUCUCAAAUUAUCUUGAGGGGUUGCCAUUGUGAUUAAUGAAUGGCCUUCUUCCUCUGCAGACCCCUGGGAGAAAAACUGCUGAAACUGCUUUACUCUGCAGUUGCGGGUGUUGCGAGAAUAUUUAAUGCGAGUUAACUUAUCAUAGUUUACUGUUCUGUCAGGGCCCACUGUACUUUAAUAUACAGUAUAUUUACACAAUAUAUGUCAGUCAACAUAUGUUGCAUACAUAAUGAAAAUGAAAGUAUAGCUAAUUUCGUUGGUCAUUGUUGUGACAUACAUGGGUGAGUCAUGGGCCAUCUGGGUAAUGUACAGCAAUGGACACAAUGUCAUGACUAAUGAUGUGUAGACUCAAGCUGUAUGAGAGUGCAGUUUUUAAUCGAGAGUGAUUUUUAUGUAAAUAAUGUAGACUGUAAAUACUGUAAGUGAUUAAAGUGUUACACACUUCACCUUUAAAAAUAAUACAUAUUUUUCUAGUACAGCUUAAUCAGACUAUUAAUUAAAAAGUUAUAUUAAGAAAAUACAUGUCACACAAGUUUGA